UCCGCCCCACUUCAAGCGAUGGCAGCCCAAAGCACUGUCGACCGCGUCCGGGCAGCAUCCAUUGUCGCGCUUUCCCGCCUCCCGCCGCAGGGCACCAAAGUCUGCUACUUCGCUCGGGGCCAUGCCGAGCAGUGGCCUGGCACCGCCGAGCCGGAGGGCCACGGCGUCCCCUGUACCGUCGCUUCCAUCAACUACUUCACGGACGGCGACGAGCCUUGCGCCCGGAUCUCCCUCCAGCCUCAGCCCGCAGCCGACGACCCGCCCGCGGCCGACGACCACAACCCCGCGCCGCCGCCGGGCAGGUUCCUUUUCUUCGCCAAGACCAUACAAGAGUCCGACAAGCAAAGGUGUUACCUUGGCAUCCCCAAGGCGUGCGAGGCCGUGUUUCUGCCGUUCCAGGCCGGGCAAAACGAGCAGCAGCUCAAGAUCCAGGACAUCAGCGGACACUCAUGGGACAUGGUGCGCAAGAAUGAGGGCACCAAGCGUUUGCUCAAAGGACAGUGGAAGAAGUUUGUGGAGCACAAGGGCGUCAAAGUGAAGGACACCAUCCUGUUCGUCAGCUGCCCCCCCGACGGCGAGAUCCUCGUCGACCUUCGUCUCGCCGCGCCGCACAACAUCGCAUGGGGGGUUGAAGAGGUUGCGGAGGCGUCGCAGCUGGCAAUCCAAGGGAACGCCUUCACCGUCACCUACUACCCAGGGCGGGGCGUCGAUCCAUUCAUCGUGCCGCGAGCGGUGGUGGAAGCUGCCGCUGGGACCAAGUGGGAGGUGGACAUGCCGGUCCGCCUUCGGCCCAAGGACGAGGUCGUGCAUCUCCAGGAACAGGAACAGGGGUCGGCGGCCGGCGUGACCAAGACGGGCACCAUCGCUGCAGUCAACCCAGGGACUACAUGGCGUAAUCUGCAGGUGGAUUGGGAUGCCUCCACGUCUUCAACACCUGCUGCUGCAAUCAACAUGUGGCAAGUCGAACCCCAAGGGACUCAUGAUGCCAAGAGACGCAGGAUCUCCCAUACCGUGCCUCCGGUAGCAUCGACAUGAAAAGGAAUCAAGCUGUUUGGUAGCAUUCUCGCUUCACAGGAAAGUGGUUCUAAGUAGUGUAGCCUCAUCACGGCAAGGAGUUGAUUGGACCACAAAAAAAAAACCUUUUUUGCAGCUUAAAUUCAUCGCAAAACUCCUUUUACUGGUUCCGGUAUGUACCGGCGAACCAUUUGUCGUCCGUCCUUUGAUGGUCUAUUUAUCAUUUGUCCAAAUGAAUGCCAAAUAGCCUGAUGUAUUCAGCAUUAUGUCACUUCAGUGUGAAACUCCUUAUUUCAGUGUGUUUAUUUUGAA
Hordeum vulgare subsp. vulgare (domesticated barley) is the source of this 1326-nucleotide messenger RNA. RefSeq names its product auxin response factor 13-like. The record is from RefSeq and is a predicted model, not a curated record. NCBI's taxonomy places the organism in Eukaryota, Viridiplantae, Streptophyta, Magnoliopsida, Poales, Poaceae. The coding region runs from base 19 to 1035 and encodes 338 amino acids. Gene Ontology annotation, biological process: response to hormone; regulation of DNA-templated transcription. Gene Ontology annotation, molecular function: DNA binding. The transcript has 2 exons.